UGGAAUCGUGACGCAUCGUGCAUCAUCUCCGCCCCACCUUAGGUUGCACCUGCAGUCAUCUUGGCGAUAAAAGACAGACCUAGGCUACUCCUUUUCUAUUGCAGAGCACACGAUCCAUUUUACUCGACCUGGAACGUUCCGUUUACAGCAUUUAUAUGGAGAUGUAUUUCACUGAUAUGGAUUACAACAUGUCCCGAGCUUCUAAUUUUGGUGUUGCAGUCAUUUUCUUUGUUUUAAUACUCUCAGCAACAAGCACAGUGAAUGCAACAGAUGUCUCACAAACAACCAUGCAUGUCAGCAGUUCCACAAAUGACACUCUGAUAACAGGAGUUCAUACUGCAGAUGUUGGCCCCACUCUUUCAUUGACUACUGGGGACAGUACUGCAACCUCAUCCUCUGUCACCACCUACUUAAUUAGCAUCAAAAUAACAAACCGGAUUUUCAACGACACUCUCAGAGAUCCAGACUCAACAGAUUAUAAAAAUCUCCGGGAGGAAGUUGAAUCAUUGUUCCGGAGUGCCUUGAAUGGCACCAGUGUCCAAUACCAAAGAGUAACACGCAUGAUUUUCAGCAAUGGGUCUGUCAUCGCAAAUUCAACAACACAGUUUGAAGCAUCCAAAAUAAAUUCAAAUAUAGUUAGAAAAGGACUUAAUAAUGCAAAGUCCUCCCUGCUUCUACAAGAAUCUUUUACUGAAGUUGCGUCACCUCCAGCCACUCCAGCUCCAACUCCAGCUGACUCCAGGAGCUCCAGCCCAACUGCAGCUCAACUGUUGACCACAUCUCCAGAUUUCAAAGCCACGACAGCAGCACUCAGCAGUACAGCCAUGACCACAACAUCUGCAACUGGCUCAUCUACUGAUGUCUCAUCUACUAAUGAUGCUGAUAACAUCACAUCCAGCACCAAAGGCCCUCAACAUUCUCCCUCAACGCAUCAAACUAAUCAGGGAAACUCUACCGGCUCUUUAGUGAGUUUCAGUACAAGUGUGCUUGUACAAACAACUCAACCUUUGAUGACCAAAAUAACAGCAAGCCCAACAACAAGCACAGUGAAUGCAACAGAUGUCUCACGAACAACCAUGCAUGUCAGCAGUUCCACAAAUGACACUCUGACAACAGGAGUUCAUGCAGAUGUUGGCCCCACUCUUUCAUUGACUAGUGGGGACAGUACUGCAACCUCAUCCCCUGUCACCACCUACUUAAUUAGCAUCAAAAUAAUAAACCGGAUUUUCAAUGACGCUCUGAGAGAUCCAGACUCAGCAGAUUAUAAAAAUCUCCGGGAGGAAGUUGAAUCAUUGUUCCAGAGUGCCUUCAAUGGCACCAGUGUCCAAUACCAAAGAGUAACACGCAUGAUUUUCAGCAAUGGGUCUGUCAUUGCAAAUUCAACAACACAGUUUGAAGCAUCCGAAAUAAAUUCAAAUAUAGUUACAUUUGAAGUUAAUAAUGCAAAGUCCCCCCUGCUUCUACAAGAAUCUUUUACUGAAGUUACUGAGGCCAUCUCAUCAAAAAAUGGCACUAAUAAUGAAACAACCGAGUCAGCAACCACUACAGGACCAAUGACUACGAGAGUGUCACCUAGCCAGACCAUCAACACAACAGCCACCACCGAGACUGCGUCAAUGCAGCACAGUGCUGGAGGAAACACCUCAGGAAGAGACACCUCAGUCCCUGGCUGGGGCAUUGCCCUUCUGGUCUUGGCAGCAUUGAUCCUUCUCAUCCUUCUCAUCUUCCUUGUUUUCCUGGUGUAUUUUUGUUGUUGCCGGAGUGGAGGGAGAGGUUUCAUGAAUGUGUCUGAUCCUACCCCCUACAUGCCCUUUAACCCAGACAUCCCCAUGUACUCAACCCACACCACCAUUGAUCUACCACCCAAUGGUAAACCCUAUGUGGACGAUAAUCUCAAGAACAGAAGUGGAAUGUAUGUGGUGAAUCCUAGCGUGAAGUGAUAGUCAGGAUGGCUGUCUUAUGGAAGGUGUGAGAGGACAAUAACUGGUUCAACCACCAAAUAGUGUGCCACUAAAGAAUAAUCAAAAUGUACUGUCUGAUUACAACAAUCACUGAAUUGUGAAAUAAGUACCACAAAUGUUUUAUACUCAACCAAUUAUUUUUUAAACAUAUAUAGAUUUUUUUUCUCUUUAUCAAAUGUUCAUCUUAUUGUUGUACUGUCUGUAAGUUA
Messenger RNA from Alosa sapidissima (American shad), 2170 nucleotides. RefSeq names its product mucin-5AC. Lineage: Eukaryota; Metazoa; Chordata; Actinopteri; Clupeiformes; Clupeidae. The transcript has 14 exons. The coding region runs from base 156 to 1940 and encodes 594 amino acids. The record is from RefSeq and is a predicted model, not a curated record.